AUGCUUGCAUGUCCAUAUGGUUUUAAUGUUGAUGCACAAGGUUGUCCAUAUUGUUCAUGUCGUACAACACCUAGAGUUUGUCUUGAAUCAAUAGUUGGUUAUAAUUGUGGCACUGUCGAUCAUCGUGAUUGUCCAAGUUCACAUGAAUGUCACUUGAGUUUUAGUAAUCUUUAUGGUCAAUGUUGUUUGAAAACUCCUAGUUCAACAACAGUUCGACCACCUACAAGUAAAAGUACUGUUCCUAUGACAACAGUUGCAACUGGUACCUCAACUCGUCGCCCAAUGGGUCGUUUGUUAGCAGAUAUAACACAACCAGCAAGUAGUUCACCAGUAUCAACUACGCCAUCGCCUACAACUACUGGUUCUGCCACUGGUACACCUACAAGCACACAACGUUGGUUUUUAUUUUGA
Molecule: messenger RNA, 411 nt
Organism: Rotaria sordida
Lineage: Eukaryota; Metazoa; Rotifera; Eurotatoria; Philodinida; Philodinidae
Source: the annotation of a GenBank genome assembly